Molecule: messenger RNA, 2539 nt
Organism: Amborella trichopoda
Lineage: Eukaryota; Viridiplantae; Streptophyta; Magnoliopsida; Amborellales; Amborellaceae
Source: RefSeq, a predicted model, not a curated record
CACCGAGCCCUAGAAAAUUUAUUUGAGCAGGAGGUGGGCCAAAAUGGGGCAAACUUUCGUUAGAAUUAUUUCCUGCAACGACACAAUGUGAAAACGCAACAAAACGGUCGAAAAGCACGACUUUGUCUCGGUGCAAAUCACGUAGAAAUCCGCAAUUUUCAGCCGAAUUUUCGGUUGAGGGGUAGAUCUAGCUCGAACAUUUCGGAGAAGCGGGAUUUCGUUGUUAGAGAGCAGUUUCUACAAAUCUUAGACCUUGUAUCUGAUCCUCGACUGGUUCAUACUUCUUUCAGUUGUGAGCUUGAUUUCUUCAUUUUCAACAUCGAAUAAAAGCUCGAUUUUGAACUCUAAAGCGCUCAAAUCAACGGUUUAUUUAAGCCCCACCUUGUUAAAAUCCACCUGGUUCUGCAAAUGAUUUUCAGGCAGGCGAUUUAGCCAGAAUUUUUAGAAAACAGGCGAGUUUGAAGCAAAUUGGAUCAGGAGGGCGAGUCGCAUGGAGAAGGUUGAUUCUGACAGAAGGCUUUACACUCGGAUGCGAUUAUGGGAACAUCCUGAUCAAUACGUCAUUGAGCCUGCUGAUGGCCCCUUCGAUUCCUUUUUAGCAAUCAGCCGUGUAGAUGGAUCUCUCAACAUGAUUGGAGAGCUUCCUCAAUGUGGUUCGACCCCAGCCCCCAAAAUGCGGACUAUUUAUGGCUUGGUUGGAAUGCUAAGACUCUUGGCAGGGGCAUAUAUGGUAGUAAUCACAGAAAGAGAGUGUGUUGGAUCUUAUUUGGGAUACCCCAUGUUCAAGGUUUCGAACCUUCAGAUUUUUCCAUGCAAUCAUGCUCUCAAAAUCUCAACAGCAGAACAGAAAAAAAUGGAGACUGAGUUUGCUGUGCUCCUAAAUGCUGCAGAGAGAACUUCUGGGCUCUACUUUUCUUAUGAUGUAAAUCUGACACUCAACAUGCAACGUUUACAUGAUCUGGGUGAUGAGUCAAAGGCGCUUCCCCUUUGGAAGCAGGCAAACCCUAGAUUUUUUUGGAAUAAUUAUAUGUUGGAAGUUCUCAUAGACAACAAGCUUGAUCCAUACCUAUUGCCUGUCAUUCAAGGAAGCUUUCAGAACUUUCAAGCCACUGUUGGAAAGAACAUUGCUGAUGUUACCUUGAUUGCUAGGAGAUGUACAAGAAGAACCGGAACCCGUAUGUGGAGAAGAGGGGCUGAUUCCGAUGGCUAUGUUGCUAACUUUGUAGAAACUGAGCAGAUUUUAUUUUGCAACGGCUUUUCUGCUUCUUUUCUACAGGUUCGAGGAUCUAUUCCAUUACUAUGGGAGCAAAUUGUUGAUUUGACAUACAAACCUAAAUUUGAGGUUGUGAACCCUGAGGAGGCGCAUGGCAGUGAGGGCCGCUUGAGUCAAAUAUUUGCCAAUUUGAUGCAAAAUAUUGUUAAUGAGUCUAUAAGAUAUGUGCAAUUGGACUUUCAUCAAAUAUGUGGCCAUAUCCACUUUGAACGCCUUUCUAUUCUUUAUGAUCAAAUCUCUGAUUACCUCAUGAAACACAGAUACUGUUUAUUGAAUGCGAAAGGAGGGAAGCUUGAUGAACAAUUGGGACUUGUUAGGACCAAUUGCAUUGAUUGUUUAGACCGUACUAAUGUCACUCAGAGCAUGAUUGGGAGGAAAAUGUUGGAAAACCAACUCCAACGAAUAGGGGUUUUCAGUGACGAUGAGUCUAUACAUAAAUAUCCAAGUUUUGAUGAGGGCUUCAAAAUCAUGUGGGCUAACCAUGGAGAUGAGAUAAGCAUCCAGUAUUCAGGAACCCCUGCAUUGAAAGGAGACUUUGUCAGAUAUGGGAAGAGGACCAUCCAGGGAAUCUUCAAUGAUGGACGGAAUGCACUUGCUCGUUAUUACUUAAACAACUUCUGUGAUGGCACAAAACAGGAUGCCAUUGAUCUUCUGCAUGGACAUUAUAUUGUUGCUGUUAACCGAGACAUGACUUCGUCAUUGCAAGGAGGAGGCUUUGAGGCUCUAGCUUCAUUCCCACUGGCUUCAGCAUUGGUUCUAGCUGGUGUCAUGCUUGCAACCAUGUCGUUGAGGCAAGCUCGAAAUGAUGCUCGGCACUUAUUACUGUCUGUUGUGUGGGCUGGUGUUAGCCUGAGUAUAAUGGCAUUUGUCAAAGCGAAUGGGAGGUUAUUUUGUAACAGGCCUCGUCUACAUAAGCCGCGGCAGUGAGAUAGGAAACUUGCCUUGAUACUGUUUCCUUAAGGGGUUGUCCAUUAAAGUCCGAAUGCAUCGUAUUGAAACAGAAGCAUCGUCUUCCCAGGGUCAUUUUCUAGUUUCCUUCUUUUUUCAAUCAGUUAAAAAGAUCAAAUGGAAAUGGCUAUAUUUGAUAUGCUGUUUCCCUGAGCUCAUUUGAUUUUAAAUUUUGUGGAUUAGCCAUGUAGUUGUUAUCUACAUGCCUUUGUACAUGCUUUUUUGUGGGUCUAAGUGGGAAUGGUUCCUUACAUGGGACUUAAUCAUGAAUUUUGUUGGAAGUACUGCACUGUAACCUUACUCGGUGCGAUUGUGGAA